UCACUCACUCACUCACUCACUCACUCACUCACUCACUCACUCACUCACUCAACGCUGGCUGGGCACGGUCGGCCGAAAGAAACGGACAAAGUCCGAUGAGCUCUUUCAGAAAAGUAAUUCUGAGCUCUCUCGCAAGUCCCUCGAGCUCGAAGCCAAGCUUCAGGAGACGGAAGUAAAGUUUGAGGUCUUGAAGAAGGACAAGGCUAUCCUGCUGGAAGAUGCAAGCAAGGCCAAGGAGCGAGAAAAGUCGAUUUUUCAGAUGUGGGAAGAAAAACUGCAGAGGCAAGAGGCGACCCACCAAAAGAAAAUGCAAGCUCUGGACGAGUCCAAGGACGUGGAGAUGAACGAGCGUGUCCGCAAGCUGGAGGAGCGGAUCAGGCAGCUCGAGCACGACAAGACGCAGGCAGACCAGAACUUUGACAGUAUGAAAGCCAAGCUGGUCUCUGAGAAGCGGCAUCUGCUCGAUCAAAUGUCAGAAGCCGAGUCGCGACAUCAACGAGACGAGGAACUCAAGCGGAAAGAGCUGGAAGAGCAGAUCGAGUACCUGAAGCACCAGAACGCUCAGCUGCAACAGACACUAACGACACAGAUCAACACAUAUAACCAGUCGCUCCUUGAUCGCGAGACGGAGAACAAGCGGCACCAGGAUCUGCGCAUCCAACUGCAAGAGCAGCUGGCGGACAUGAAAGCACAGCUCACGACAGUCCAGAGCGAGCUGGGACACAUGCGACAGCGAUGCGAAGAUGCACGCAGGUCCGAGCAUUCUCAGCAAGAGAACAUUGCGGCGCUGAACACACAGAUGCUGAAGCUGCGCGAGGAUCACGGAAAGGUCGAGCUGAAUCUGCAGAUGCAGAUCGAAAAGCUGACUGCGCUGAUGAACCAGAAGGAUCUCCUGAUUGCCAGGCUGAAGGACGAGAUCCGCAAGCGCGAAGACGAGCUGGAUGAGAUCGAGGAGGGCCAGGCUCUGAAGAUGAAGGAGUUGCAGGUCUCGAUCGGGUCGCUGCUGUCGGCGCGGGGACGGCGACCUCGCAAAGCCUCGCCGUCGCUCGAGCCGUCGUGACGCUGCUGCUGUCAUCUGGCAGCAAUGGCUGGGCGGGAAUCGCGAUCGUCUGGAGUCCAUGACAAUGCUGCCGACCCCCAGCAAGCCAACGACCCUGGAUCCCAAGCGACCGCCAAGGCCGGCACUGAUACCGCGAAGGCGGGCAGGAUGCG
This is a messenger RNA of Polychytrium aggregatum, 1212 nucleotides long. RefSeq lists its product as uncharacterized. NCBI's taxonomy places the organism in Eukaryota, Fungi, Chytridiomycota, Chytridiomycetes, Polychytriales. The record is from RefSeq and is a predicted model, not a curated record. The transcript has 4 exons. Bases 260 to 1060 code for a protein of 266 amino acids.